AUGGCAGGGCCGCUGACAGGCGCGCAAGGCUUUGAGCCCUGCUGGACCCGCGGCGGCUUCACCUACCAGGACUGCUGCGUGGGGCUGCCGAACCCCUCCUGCUUUGAUGCCGUGUUCACGGAGGAACGCUGCUGCAUGGACGCGGACAACGACCCUGAGUGCUGGCGCUUCGCACGGCGGCACAUCUCGUCCGCGCUGCGUCUGGUGGAGGCGCAGGCUGCCUCUGGCCCGGAAGCCUUGCAGCUGCAGGCGCAGGCGUUGCGCCGCUACAGCGAGGAUGACGGGCUGCUCUAUGCAUUUUGCUGCAACGGCUUUCACAACGAGUACUGCUGGGGGCCCGCAGUGCCCGAGGCACUUCUGUCCGAUCCUGAUGCAUGGGAAGGGGCGCGCGCCUGA
Effrenium voratum is the source of this 396-nucleotide messenger RNA. NCBI's taxonomy places the organism in Eukaryota, Dinophyceae, Suessiales, Symbiodiniaceae. The record is from the annotation of a GenBank genome assembly.